AUGUUUCUUGUACUUAAUGAACUCAAGAAUGUAGGUGAAGACAGACUCGCAAACUUCAACGCUUUGAAAUCAAUUAUUACGGAUAAUGAGAUUAGAAUUAAUGAAAAGAAUCAACCCAGAAGAACAGCACAGAACGUUGCAAACUUCAUUUUCGUAACUAACAACGUCUACCCUGUCAAAAUUGAAGUUGGAGACAGAAGAUACGUAGUUUUAAGGGUUAAUGGUAAAUUCAAGGGUCAAUUUGAUUACUUCAAGAAUUUAAUGGAUUCAUGCACAAAGGAAUUUUAUGAUAACCUUUUAACAUAUUUUAUGCAAUAUGACCUUUCAUCAUUUAAUGUACGAAUCAUACCGAUGACUGAAGCCAAACAAGAUUUAAUCGAGUUAUCAACAAAUCCUUUAGAUGAAUGGAUAAAUACACAUUAUGAUGAAUUAUGUGCAGGUAUGACGUGUAAAAAUGCUCUAUUCUGCAAACCAUCAGACAUGAAAGACAAAAACUUUCAAAUGAGCAUUAAGGAUAAAUGUGAAAGGAAACAAAGAAAAAUAGAUGGUAAACAAACAUGGUAUUAUGUUUUGAAAGAAGAAAUGAAAGGAUUAUAUAAACAAAUUGAACCAAACGAUAAUGAGGAAUCAUUUACUGACGAUGAAAUACCUGUGAAUGAAGCUUUAUAA
Molecule: messenger RNA, 669 nt
Organism: Trichomonas vaginalis G3
Lineage: Eukaryota; Parabasalia; Trichomonadida; Trichomonadidae
Exons: 1
Coding region: 1-669 (222 amino acids)
Source: RefSeq, a predicted model, not a curated record